Molecule: messenger RNA, 528 nt
Organism: Leptonychotes weddellii (Weddell seal)
Lineage: Eukaryota; Metazoa; Chordata; Mammalia; Carnivora; Phocidae
Source: RefSeq, a predicted model, not a curated record
AUGGGAACACGAAUUCAAAAAGGAAAGAGAACAGUGGUUCAGCAGUUUUCUGAAAAAGCCUUCCUCUUACAGCUUUGGAAAAUUCAUGAAAAUGCCUUAGAAAGACAGUGUAGUGAAAUUACAAACCAGAGGAAUAUGCUUCUCCAAACCUUUGGGGCUACAAAGAAAAGAGUGAGAGAGGAGGAAGAAAAAUUUAUUAAGGAAAUUACAGACUUCAAUAAUGAGUAUGAAGUAACAAAGAAAAGAAAGCUUUUGAUAAAAGAAAAUGUCAAGAUUGAAAUAUCUGACUUAGAAAACCAGGCGAACAUUUUGAAGAGGGAAAUGAAGUCAAUGGAACAUGAUAGUGGCCAGUUAAGUGAACUUCAAAAACAAAAGAGUGAAUUAGUACAAGAAUUACUUACUCUGCAGAGAAAACUUAAAGUUUUUGAAGAUAAAAAGAAUGAAGCCAUUUGUACUACCAAAUACCUAGAGGCAGAAAAAGUAAAAAUCAAUGAAAAGCCUCAAAAUGAUGCUGAAUGCUUAAGGUAA